GACUUUGGAGAGGCCACAGAAAUGGAACGGACUGCCUGGCUAGUUCUCCUGAUUGCCAUCAGUUGGGUUGUACCGGCAGCUCAUACAGCAGAUGGGACAGGGGCGGUUAAACCUUUUUCCUUUGCCAGUUACUAUGGUGACCACAUGGUUCUUCAAAAGGCUCCCCAAAGGACAACUAUAUGGGGCUAUGCUGCAAAGGAAGGGGAGACAAUCACAUUGACCAUUAGUGGUAAUGGUCAGGUGACUACAACGUCCUUUAUAGGCCCUAUCCUAUCAACUCCUGUGUGGUCAGUUCAACUUCCUGCCAUUGAUGCCGGGGGCCCUUACAACAUCACAGCGACAUCUAGCGAGGGCAGCAUCAAUCUAACAGAUGUGUUGUUUGGGGAUGUCUGGAUAUGCUCGGGUCAGAGCAACAUGCAGUUUACACUUUCCAUGGCCUUCAAUGCUACGAAAGAGGUGGCAGAAGCCGCCAACUAUCCCAACAUCCGGGUGUUUACCGUUGCUCUGGGAGGGUCUCCGGUAGAGGAAUAUGAUCUGCUGAACAUCAGCCAACCUUGGUCUGUUCCGAGUGCAGCUACUAUUGGCGGUCCGGACUGGUCUUACUUUUCGGGAGUAUGUUGGUUAUAUGGCAAGUACCUGUCGUCGCAUCUCAAAUACCCCAUCGGCCUCAUAGCAUCAUCAUACGGAGGAACCCGAGUGGAAGCGUGGUCAGCUCCCAAUGUCCUCAAGAAAUGUGGUGUAAGCGAGGCUAAGGAAGUGUCGAGUGUGAACCCUAAUGCUGCUUCUGUUCUGUGGAAUGCCAUGAUGCGACCCUUCGUCAACAUGACCAUAUAUGGAGCCCUCUGGUAUCAAGGUGAAGCCAAUGCUCGGUCUCCAACAAUGAACCAGUACAACUGUACGUUCCCCGCCAUGAUAGAUGACUGGAGAGACAGGUUUCAUCAAGCAUCAGGAGGACAAACAGACCCAGUCUUUCCUUUUGGAUUUGUACAGCUUGCUCCAUGGAGGGACAAUGACACCAUUACUACAGGCUUCACAGAUAUUCGGUGGCACCAGACAGCUGACUACGGCUACGUCCCCAACGACAGGAUGAAGAACACCUUCAUGGCGGUGGCCAUGGAUCUGCCUGACUUUACCUCUCCAUACACAGGUGUCCAUCCCCGUGACAAAGAGGAUGUGUCUAUGCGUCUGUGUACAGCUGGACUUGCUGUGGCCUACAACCAAAGUCAGUUUUCUGUACUCGACGGACCAAUCCCUGGUCUGUUCAUAAUCUACACCGAACAAAGAACCAUGGCGAUAGAGUUUUACAAACCCCUUGAUAUCAGAUCAACAACAGGCUUUGAGGUGACAUGCAGAAACAGUUCCUCUCCGUCCACGGAUGCGUCAGAGUGGUUCCCCUUGCCUAUUACGUCACAUGACAACACAUCAGUGACCCUCAACUACAGCCAAAUAUGUCUGGAAUCUGAAAACAAGGUUGUGUCUGCUAUACGCUAUGCUGGAGAGAGUCACCAUGUCCCUUUAAACAGUGUGCAGUCUACAACAGCCAGAGUGGCUAUCCUGCGCCACCGUUUAUCGAAACUUUUGUUGAUGAUAUGGCAAAUGUUAAAAUUGUGAAAUAAAAUGUAUUAUAAGAAAAAA
Molecule: messenger RNA, 1635 nt
Organism: Haliotis rubra (blacklip abalone)
Lineage: Eukaryota; Metazoa; Mollusca; Gastropoda; Lepetellida; Haliotidae
Product: sialate O-acetylesterase-like
Exons: 8
Coding region: 22-1611 (529 amino acids)
Biological process (GO): carbohydrate metabolic process
Molecular function (GO): sialate O-acetylesterase activity
Source: RefSeq, a predicted model, not a curated record